AUGAAUUGCACUUAUCAUAUUCAAAAUCCCAUCAUUACGAUAUGUAUAGCUCCUCAUAAGUGCUAAAGGAAACUUUGUGUAGUAUGCCAAUAUGAACAUGGAGUGGAUUCGAAAUUGACCAUCCCAAUUUAACUAUUUAGAUAAAGGGCUAUAUAGAAAUUAAAAGACUCUAAGCUUGAGGAGACAUCUGAGAUUACCAAAUAGAGAGUGGCAUUUAAAGCAUUGCUCACUCAAACCGAAUUAAUGAUGAAGACAAUUUGGGAAGAGUUGUCACAAUCAAUCAAAUAAGUUUAUGAUUGGAUUGAAAAGUAAAACUAAUCAUACUUUAACCUCAUUAAUGAAAACACCAAUCUAGCUGAAUCCUCUUACACUGAUAUAGAAAAAUUAGUAAACAUUGUAGAAGGAUCAACUUUAAAUGAUUGGAAUGUUGAGAAGAAUUCUUAUAUGAAGUAGUUAGAUAAGACCAAGAGCUGGUGGGACCAACAUAUAAAGGCUUUUAUUGAGAAGUCUAACUAAGGAAUCCAAUAGAUCCAAUCAUUAAUUAAGUAAGUAUUUAUUUAUUAUUGUAGAAUUUCACCUAAUCAAGAAGAAGAAUCACAAGAAGUAUAUUAAAUGAAGGAAGAUCUUUAUGAGAUGCUAACCUACAUCCAGGAUAUAGAUGAAUCUCUCUAUUAGAAGAUUCUUAAUAUAAUUAGAUAAGAGAAAGUUUCAGACAUUAUUGGAUUUCUGUCGAAGAAAAACAAUCAACAGUUUUAGGAAUCUUUAAACAACAAUCAAGAGAAUAUAAUGGAGAUCAAGAAGUAAGUAAAGAAAAUAACAAAUGUCUUGAAGAAUAUUUAGGAUCAUAAAUUUAGUAAGAAUGACUAUUCUUCUGAGACUUAUGAAAAGGAAAGAGCGGAUCUGAUCAAGAAGAUAAAGGAUAACAAAGGGAUCACAUAUUUCUUGAAAUUUUUAGUACUACUCACAAGCUUUGAUGUAAAUUUUACUCAAUGUGGAUCAAAUGGACUUAGUUUAUUAGUGGCCAUGAAGGUUGAUAUAAGGAACCAAUCAUUUGAGAAUAUACGGAUCAAGAAUACAUCUUUGAUUGGUGGUAAUUUUGUAAGAUGUAAUUUGAAUGGAUCAGAAUUUGAGAAUGUUGAUAUUAGCGGAGUUAAUUUUAAUGGAGCUUAAAUGUUCAAUUGUAAAUGGAAGAACAUAAAAGUCCAUGAAUUGAAUAAGUUGGAUGGUCAUAGUAGUUAUGUUUGGUCAGUCUGUUUCUCUCCUGAUGGAAAUACAUUAGCUUCUGGUAGUAAUGAUAACUCUAUCCGUCUAUGGGAUGUAAAGACAGGAUAAUAAAAAGCCAAAUUAGAUGGUCAUAAUGGUGGUAUAUUGUCAGUCUGUUUCUCUCCUGAUGGAAAUACAUUAGCUUCUGGUAGUAGUGAUUAGUCUAUCCGUCUAUGGGAUGUCAAAACAGGAUAAUAAAAAGCCAAAUUAAAUGGUCAUAGUAAUGGAAUCUUGUCAGUUUGUUUCUCUCCUGAUGGAAAUAUAUUAGCUUCUGGUAGUUGGGAUAACUCUAUCCGUCUAUGGGAAAUCAAAA
This is a messenger RNA of Paramecium primaurelia, 1576 nucleotides long. Lineage: Eukaryota; Ciliophora; Oligohymenophorea; Peniculida; Parameciidae. The record is from the annotation of a GenBank genome assembly.